AUGUUCGGAGACAGCGAUGGCGGCCUGUACGAGUCUGCGCGCCGUUUCUGGCAGAAGAGCUAUGCUGGUGACUAUCUAGGCCUCGCCGGUCUUAUAGUUGCAUACAUCAUGUUCAAAUUGGUUGAUGCGCCGUUCCAUCAUCAGUUUCGCCUGGACGAUAUGCGAAUCCAGCAUCCUUUCGCUGAAGUAGAGAGAGUGCCGCCCACAUUUCUUUUUGGCUAUGCUGGCCUCAUUCCCGCCAUCCUCUUGGUCGCCUGGUCCGUAGGCUGGCGUUCGGACACACGCAAGAUCCACACUGUACUUCUGGGACUCGCCAUCACCUUGGCUAUGACUUUGACGCUUACGGAUCUGUUCAAAGACGCCAUUGGUCGCCCUCGUCCUGACUUGAUCUCGCGAUGUAAGCCAGAUCCAACCACCCCGAAAGAUGUGAUGGUUACAAUAGAUGUCUGCACCGAGACAGAUCAUCAUAAACUGCAUGACGGAUGGAGGAGCUACCCCAGUGGACAUAGUUCAUUUGCCUUUGCUGGAUUGGGAUGGCUGGCACUUUAUUUGGCGAGCCAGUUUCAAGUUCUGCGGCCCCGUGCGAGCUUGAUCGUCGUGCUGCUGUGCCUCGCGCCGCUCGUUGCUGCUGCUAUGAUCGCCAUCAGUCGUCUCGAGGACUACCGUCACGACGUUGGUGACGUUGUGACCGGCUCUGCGCUCGGCUUCACGGUGGCAUACUUCAAUUGGCGACGUUAUUUCCCAAGCUUGUUGUCCCGAGGCUGUGAUGAACCACACCCACCACCAGGCAGUGGCAGAAACAGCCCAAACGGUGGCUUCCGCCGCGUCCGUGAUGAGGAAGCUGGCGUGGGUCGCACCACUGAGCAGUACAACCUGGGAGACGAAUAA
Molecule: messenger RNA, 888 nt
Organism: Dissoconium aciculare CBS 342.82
Lineage: Eukaryota; Fungi; Ascomycota; Dothideomycetes; Mycosphaerellales; Dissoconiaceae
Product: acid phosphatase/Vanadium-dependent haloperoxidase
Exons: 2
Coding region: 1-888 (295 amino acids)
Biological process (GO): phospholipid metabolic process
Molecular function (GO): phosphatidate phosphatase activity
Source: RefSeq, a predicted model, not a curated record